UGAGUGAAACGUCUUCUUCUGUCACGUGACGCAUCCCGGAACUGGGUGACGUCGCAGGACAACAAAGAUGGCGGGUAUAGGAGGCAGCAACUACUGGGAAGAUCUGCGAAAGCAGGCCAGACAGUUGGAGAAUGAACUCGACCUGAAGUUGGUCUCCUUCAGCAAACUGUGCACCAGCUACAGCAGCUCCAGGGAUGGACGUAGAGGAGACACGUCAGACACCACCCCACUGCUAAACAACUCUACCCAAGACAGGAUGUUUGACACCAUGUCAGUGGAGAUUGAGCAGCUGCUGGCCAAAUUGACUGCAGUGAAUGACAAGAUGGCGGAGUACACCAACACCCCGGGCACAGCUUCUCUCAAUGCUGCACUCAUGCACACUCUCCAGAGGCACAGAGACAUCCUUCAGGAUUACACACAUGAAUUCCACAAAACCAAAGGCAACUUUUUGGCCAUCCGAGAAAGGGAAGACCUGCUGGGGUCUGUCAGGAAAGACAUUGAGUCAUACAAGAGUGGCUCUGGGGUGAACAACAGGCGAACAGAGCUGUUUCUGAAGGAGCAUGAGCAUCUGAGAAAUUCGGACCGACUGAUGGAUGACACAAUAAGUAUUGCCAUGGCAACCAAGGAGAACAUGACCUCCCAGAGGGGCCUGCUGAAAUCCAUACAGAGCAGGGUCAACACACUGGCCAACCGUUUCCCAACCAUCAACAAUCUCAUCCAGCGAAUCAACCUGCGGAAGAGAAGGGACUCCCUCAUCCUCGGCACGGUGAUCGCCGUCUGCACCAUCCUCCUCCUGCUCUACGCUUUCCACUGAAAGCCAGACCUGGAGAAAUCUUUAUAGCAGGGAUAACCUGCUGUUUGUGACAUGGGACCCCCAGGAGACUGAGCUCAGUGAUCGGAGGACUCUGCAGGCUCCUGAGCAGAAGGACAUUCAGUCGGACAGGAACAGAUUUGGCCGACAAAAACUACUGAACUUGUAUUUAGCAGUGGGACAGAUGGAGGGCUGCCAACAAGUGAAUGGAGACCAAAAGUACAAAUAAGAUUAGAUUUUAAUCAAUGGUAUUGAUAAUACACUUGGAGAGAAACUGAUGAAAGUGUGAAGAGACUGAGAACGUGUGAGGUAUAAUUCAUUUUAAAGGUGGAAGGAUUUUUAUUUGAAUGGUCCUUUUUAAUUGAUGCAGUGGGAUGGAUAGUUCAUUGUGGGCUGUAAAAUGUGAAUUAAUAAAUUAUUCAUAUAUAUGUGCAAGAAGUGUGUGACACGACUAGAUACUGAACAUUUAAAACGUUUUAUUUUUCAAAAUAUAUCAAGUGAACUCUACUGAAAA
Centropristis striata (black sea bass) is the source of this 1325-nucleotide messenger RNA. RefSeq names its product golgi SNAP receptor complex member 1 (gene gosr1). The transcript has 9 exons. Gene Ontology annotation, biological process: vesicle fusion; endoplasmic reticulum to Golgi vesicle-mediated transport. Bases 68 to 814 code for a protein of 248 amino acids. NCBI's taxonomy places the organism in Eukaryota, Metazoa, Chordata, Actinopteri, Perciformes, Serranidae. Gene Ontology annotation, molecular function: SNAP receptor activity. The record is from RefSeq and is a predicted model, not a curated record. Gene Ontology annotation, cellular component: Golgi medial cisterna; SNARE complex; Golgi membrane.